UCUCAAUCUUUCAUGUUCAACUAAUGGCGUGUCUUCCUUCAGUUAAAUAUUUAAGUAUUAGAAUAUCAAAAUGGCAAAGAAAAAAGGCGACGAGAAAGUAAACCAAACCUCUCAUAGUGACAAUGAAGAGCAGAAUUUCGACGAGGAGCCUAACUUUGAGGAUCCGGAGGGUUUUGUUGACGAUAUUACCGAUGAAGAGUUAUUGGCCGACCUUUUGGAGCAAAAGCCGAAAGAGUCUGACGGGUAUGAGAAUGUGGUAGUAGUGGACGGAUGCCCGCAGGUCGGGCCCGAGAGGUUAGAGAAACUACAGAGUGUCAUAAAUAAAAUCUUCGGCAAGUUCGGCGGAAUCGUAAACGAGUACUACCCGACGACUGAGAAUGGUCUUACUACGGGAUAUAUAUUCCUAGAGUAUAGUAAUCCGCAGAAUGCUGCUGAAGCUGUAGCUGCCACAAAUAACUGCAAAUUAGACAAACAGCACACAUUCUUAGUGAAUCUUUUUACUGAUUUCAAAAAGUAUGAAAAUAUCCCAGCAGAAUGGGAGCCACCUGCACCGCAGCCACUUAAGGUGCAGUCAGACCUUCAAUGGUAUCUAAUGGAUCCUGAUGCAUAUGACCAGUUUCUUGUUGGUGUGGGAACUGGUGUUGCUUUACAGGUCUGGCAAAAUGCUCUGCCUGAGCCGACAUUAUUGCAGGAACGCCCCAAUUGGACCGAGACAUAUGCUGUCUGGUCUCCACUUGGUACAUACUUGGCAACCUUCCACUGGCGAGGCGUGGCACUAUGGGCUGGCCCUAAAUUUACACAAUUCCAGAAAUUCUAUCAUCCGGAAGCACGCUUUAUUUCCUUCUCGCCAUGUGAAAACUAUAUUGUGACAUUCUCGCCAUCUGGAGAUCGUGGGGAUGAUAAAAAACUUAUCAUCUGGGAUAUCCGUACCGGACAAGAAAAACGUAGUUUCCCACCACCUGAUGAGUACGUUACGUGGCCCAUUUUCCGCUGGAGCAAAGAUGAUCGUUUCUUUGCUCGACUUGGCACUGAUGUUCUUUCAGUAUAUGAGACACCAGGAUUUGGGCUACUUGACAAAAAGUCUAUUAAAAUCCCAGGCAUUCGUGAUUUCUGUUGGUCCCCAACAGAUAAUGUUCUGGCUUAUUGGGUUGCUGAAGAAAAAGACGUACCAGCGCGUGUAACACUGUUGGAACUGCCUAACCGCACAGAGACGCGCUCCAAGAAUCUUUUCUCAGUAGCUGAUUGUAAAAUACACUGGCAGAAGAGCGGUGACUAUCUCUGUGUGAAGGUGGACCGUUACUCUAAACUAAAGAAAGAUAAAAAUGAGCUUAAAUACUCGGGCAUGUAUUACAACUUUGAAAUUUUCCACAUGCGCGAAAAGCAAGUGCCCGUAGAUAGUGUCGAGAUUAAAGAACCAAUUCAAGCAUUUGCUUGGGAGCCAGUUGGCAGCAAGUUUGCUAUCAUUCAUGGGGACCAGGCCAACAUACAGAUAAGUUUCUACCAGGUGAACACGGGCCAGGCGCCCACUCUGCUCAAAAAACUUGGUGGUUCGUUUAACCAUGUGUUUUGGUCACCACAGGGUCAAUUUGUUGUACUGGCCAACUUUGGGCUGACCGGCGGUGCGCUCGAGUUCCUCGACACAAAUGACUUUACUAUCAUGAACGUCGCCGACCACUAUCAAAUGUCUGGAAUCGAAUGGGACCCAACCGGUCGCUACGUCGUCACGGGCGUCUCUUCCCUGAAAUGCAAAAUGGACUGUGGUUACUAUAUCUGGUCGUUCCAAGGCAAGAUAUUGCGCCGUGUCAUGAAAGAGGGCUUCGCGCAGUUCCACUGGAGACCACGCCCUCCUACCUUACUCUCAGAGAAGCAGCAGAAGGAUAUUAAAAAGAACCUCAAGAAGUACUACCCGCAAUUCGAGUCCAAGGACCGCAUGCGCAGCACAAAGGCCAGCAAGGAACUAGUAGCUAAGCGCACAGAGCAAAUGAAGCGGUACCGCGAGUUCCGCGAGAGCGCGUCUCAGCAAUGGACCGAGCAACGCUCCCGUCGCCUUGAGCUCCGUGGUUACGUUGACACCGACCAGCUGCCUGCCGCCGCUGGUGCUGAUGAGCACGCCGUAGAGGAAAUUGUCGAGUUCUUUGUCAAGGAGGAGCAAACUGUCAUCGAGUAGUCAUUGUCGCUCCUUCUACCGCCGCCCCCGAGCUCUCUAACGCACGGUUGCGGCUCCCGUAGCGACGAGGACGCGUCCAAAUCGCCUUACCAGAGAUAACGCCACUUUCAUUUUGUAACGAAAGAUAAUGUUUAUAAGAAUCAUAUUAAAAAUGUCAAGGUACAGAUGGAA
Molecule: messenger RNA, 2338 nt
Organism: Pieris brassicae (large cabbage white)
Lineage: Eukaryota; Metazoa; Arthropoda; Insecta; Lepidoptera; Pieridae
Gene: eIF3b
Product: eukaryotic translation initiation factor 3 subunit B
Exons: 3
Coding region: 71-2167 (698 amino acids)
Biological process (GO): translational initiation
Cellular component (GO): eukaryotic translation initiation factor 3 complex
Molecular function (GO): translation initiation factor binding; RNA binding; translation initiation factor activity
Source: RefSeq, a predicted model, not a curated record